Molecule: messenger RNA, 1314 nt
Organism: Osmerus eperlanus (European smelt)
Lineage: Eukaryota; Metazoa; Chordata; Actinopteri; Osmeriformes; Osmeridae
Exons: 3
Coding region: 97-705 (202 amino acids)
Molecular function (GO): growth factor activity
Source: RefSeq, a predicted model, not a curated record
ACGAACUGUUGUAGGCACUCUCCUCAAACCUCAACAAUGUCAGGUGAGUCAAUUACUAGAUUAAUAUGAUCACGUGAUUCAUGUGAGCUUCUUAGAAUGUUUCCCGAGCUAAAGCACUCAUUUCUGACAAUAGAAAAUGUAUGUGAAGUUGAUGAUGAUACUUUGCUCUCCAGGUGGCACGGACAGUCACUACAAAGCAUAAAGAUGACCAUCCUUGCUGGUCUGAAUCUGCAGAUGGAGCCCCAACUGCCUUCUGGUGGACUGACUGGCAUCCGAGAGCAGUGGAAGACUGUUUUCAGCACCAUCUCCCAUACCCCCCAGGAAAGAGCAGGUGGGUCAGAACAGAACCAGUGCCUGGGGUCGACUCUCAGGGCCCCACGGCUGUCAACAUCACAGAACAGAAGUGCUGUCAGAAAGCUUCCUAUCUCUGGCUGGGAAAACUGGGUCAUUUAUCCAGAGAGCUUCACUUUCAUCCAGUGUGUCCUCUGCAACCUCCAACUGAACCUGAGCAACACACAUUCCCCAGCACACUCUCUGAACCCUCCUAACACCCCCUUGACAAUGUCAUGCUGCCAGACGAUCUCACAGGAACUGUUGCCUUUCCUGUACAUGGAUGAACAGCGAUCCCUGGUCAUAUCCUCUGUUCAGAUGACCAGUUUGUGUGGCUGCGGCCCAGGAAACCAGCCUUUCCCCAGUAAGGACUGAGCCCCUAGCACCCACCUGCUAGAAAGCUGUCUUUUUGGUCUAAGAAUUAAACACUUCAAGUAAGAUUGUCGCUGUCUUAUUAUCAAGCCAGGCAUGUGGCCUCAUCCUUCCAAAAUACCUUGUGACUCUGAAAACACAUCAGGGAAAAGCUCUUUUUUGUAGUCCCAACAAAUUUAUGAAACAAAAACUUCUGUAAGACAAUGUCUGCAAAGACUUUGCCUAAAAGAGUGUUCCUGGAAUACUGUUACAGAAUAAUGGGAGCUAUUCAUAACGUUUGAUGGUUAAUAGAUAAUAAAUGUUAGUCUUGGCCUAAUGAAACAUGAUAUGUAUUCUGAACUAUUUUUGAUAGCAAUAUUUCCCACUGCAUGACUGGCAACUGGCAGUGGAUUAAAGACAAGCUUCUGAGUGUUCUCCCCAAAAAUGUGAACCCUGGCUUAACAUUCAGAGGCCAGAACUCUCUCAGUGGGUGGGUCCAUCUCCUCUGAGCAGUGUUACCAACACUGGAGCUUUUAAUACAUUCAGAAAGAAAAGGUUGAUUAUAGUAUACUUUAAAUACAACUCUUUUUCCCAGUAUUUUAUUAUCUGGAUUAUAUUCAACAGCCAGAUAAU